AGCAUUGUGACAACUAAGCUAAAGGAAAACAUUAGGAGCUGCGCGUAAUAUAAAAGCAGCGCUAUUGUACUUUUUUUUUAUAUUAUUAUAGUUUCUUCCCUAUUUUGACUACUUUGUGCGUAAGGAGAGAGAGAGAGAGUGUGAAGAAUCCUAUGGGAUCGUAUCUUUCAAGUUUGCUCGGCGGAGGCGCGGCGGAAGCGGCAGAGGCAGAAUCAGGAUCGUCGUCAGAACAGUCGCGUGUGAUUGCUUUUCAUUCUUCCAAUCGGUGGCAACUUCACUUCAACUCCUCCAAGCAAUUAAAUAAACUGAUAGUUGUGGAUUUUGCGGCUACAUGGUGUGGGCCCUGCAAGAUGAUGGAACCGGUUAUUAACGCCAUGUCUGCCAACUAUACCGACGUUGACUUCGUCAAAAUUGACGUCGAUGAGCUCUCAGAUGUAGCACAAGAGUUUGGAGUGCAAGCUAUGCCAACAUUUUUGCUGCUGAAGCAAGGCAAGGAAGUAGAGAGGGUGGUCGGGGCUAAGAAAGAUGAGCUCGAGAAAAAGAUUCUCAAGCACAGGGAAGCUCCUAAAUUUGCUGCCUAGUAAUUAUCGAGCUAAAUUUCAUAUCCAAUAAGUUAGCAGAAAGAGAAAAGCAUCAUUUUUACUUUACUACCGUAUUAUGAUGUAACGUAAUAUUGAUGGGAUUUGACUAUGGUGGAUCUCUUUGAAGUCUUUUCCAGUUUUUCAUGCUCAAUUUUCUGUA
Molecule: messenger RNA, 741 nt
Organism: Nicotiana attenuata
Lineage: Eukaryota; Viridiplantae; Streptophyta; Magnoliopsida; Solanales; Solanaceae
Product: thioredoxin H2-like
Exons: 3
Coding region: 153-581 (142 amino acids)
Molecular function (GO): protein-disulfide reductase activity
Source: RefSeq, a predicted model, not a curated record